Molecule: messenger RNA, 2589 nt
Organism: Lithohypha guttulata
Lineage: Eukaryota; Fungi; Ascomycota; Eurotiomycetes; Chaetothyriales; Trichomeriaceae
Gene: GEF1
Product: glycerol ethanol, ferric requiring protein
Exons: 1
Coding region: 1-2589 (862 amino acids)
Biological process (GO): chloride transport; transmembrane transport; intracellular iron ion homeostasis
Cellular component (GO): fungal-type vacuole; Golgi apparatus; plasma membrane
Molecular function (GO): voltage-gated chloride channel activity
Source: RefSeq, a predicted model, not a curated record
AUGAACCAACAAGGCUCUUCCUCAUCUACCCGGCCUGUACCACGACCUUCCCUUUCACAUCGACGAUUGUCGAGGCGGUUUUCUACCCUUUCUGGCCUCGAGACUGGCAACAACAAUAAAGCUCAAAGCCGUGAGGAUGCUACCGUAACAGAAGAGCUCGCGCAGCUCAAGAAAUAUGAGGACUUUACAACUAUAGAUUGGGUACAGGAUGCAGCCAGAGAGCAGAUCAGAAGAAGGACAAGGAGGAAAGACGCUGCCUCUUUCUUUCAGCGCGAUGGCACUUGGGGUUGGCGCCGAAAGGUAUGGGAGUCUUACGAUGCUGCACAGGCCUGGGUCGUGGUCACUCUCGUUGCAAUUGUAAUUGGCUUGAUCGCCGCCGCCCUCAAUAUCAUCACCGAAUACCUCUCAGAUCUGAAGAUGGGAUACUGUACAACUGCUUGGUACCUGAACGAAGGUUUCUGCUGUUACGGUGCUGAGAACGGUUGUGACGAGUGGAAGAGGUGGACGUCGUUUGGCUUUGCCAACUACCUCAUCUACACCGGCAUAGCUAUCUGUCUAGCUGCAACUGCGUCCUUUCUGGUCAAAGGCUAUGCUCCUUACGCUGCUGGAUCUGGUAUCUCCGAGAUCAAAUGCAUCAUAGGUGGCUUCGUUAUGAAAGGCUUCCUCGGUUUCUGGACCUUGCUGAUCAAGUCGAUCUGCCUUCCACUGGCCAUCGCGUCAGGGCUCUCCGUCGGAAAGGAGGGUCCAAGUGUACACUAUGCCACCUGUGUGGGCAACGUCAUUUCAAGAUUCUUCGACAAGUACAAACAGAGUGCCUCGAAGACUCGUGAAAUACUGACCGCUAGUUCCGGUACUGGUGUUGCGGUUGCCUUCGGCAGUCCGAUCGGAGGUGUACUUUUCUCCUUGGAAGAAAUGUCAAGCCACUUCCCUCUCAAGACUCUUUGGAGAAGCUACUUCUGCGCCUUGGUGGCUACAGCUGUUCUCGCAGCUAUGAACCCCUUUCGCACAGGACAGCUAGUCAUGUUCUCCGUGAAAUAUGACCGCGAUUGGCACUUCUUUGAGGUCAUCUUCUACAUCGUACUUGGCAUCUUCGGCGGGGUCUACGGUGCCGUGAUGAUCAAAGGUCACCUCGCGGUACAGUCGUUCAGGAAGAAAUACCUUGCCAAGUAUGCGAUACCUGAAGCUAUGGUUCUUGCAGGUGUCACAGCACUGCUUUGCUAUCCAAACAUGUUCUUACGAGUUGACAUGACUGAGAUGAUGGAGAUGCUUUUCCGAGAAUGUGAGGGCGACUACGAUUACCAUGGUUUGUGCGAGGCAGAGAAUCGUUGGUCCAAUGUGCUCUCCUUGCUUACCGCAACUGUCUUGCGUUCAUGCUUGGUGGCACUCUCUUACGGCGCCAAAGUCCCUGCUGGUAUCUUUGUUCCUUCCAUGGCAAUUGGCGCAUCGUUCGGUCGUAUGAUUGGUAUUCUGGUCGAAUGGCUGCAUUCUUCGUUUCCCAACUCUAACUUUUUCUCGGCUUGUGAGCCAGAUGUUCCAUGCAUUACGCCAGGUACCUACGCUUUCCUCGGCGCUGGAGCUGCAUUGAGUGGAAUUAUGCACCUUACCAUCUCCGUCACUGUUAUCAUGUUUGAGCUCACUGGAGCUCUGACAUACAUUCUCCCUUCCAUGAUUGUUAUUGGCGUCACGAAAGCGGUUGGUGACAGACUCAGCAAAGCUGGUAUCGCAGAUGUGAUGAUUCAAUUCAAUGGCUAUCCAUUUCUUGACAACAAAGAGGAACACAACUUUGGUGUACCUGCAUCCCAGGUCAUGACCAGCAGUACGACUUCGUUGCCUGCUUCCGGUCUGGAGGUAAAAGCUGCACAGAAGUUGCUCGACGACACCAAUUAUUCAGGGUUUCCGAUUGUCGAAGACGUUGAGUCCAAAAUUCUUGUUGGCUAUAUCGGACGUGCAGAGCUACAGUACGCACUAGACAAAGCGCGAAAGCAAGGCAUGUUGGCACCUGAUUCCAAGUGCUCGUUUGUGCGAUCGUCGGUCGACGACACGGAAUCACCUGUAUCGGCUCGCGAUCGAACCGCAUUUAAUGGUAUAGCACGACAGAAUAUUGAUCUCACCUCUUACGUGGACAACGCACCUAUCACUGUGCACCCACGACUGCCCCUCGAGACGACUAUGGAGCUCUUUAUGAAGAUGGGCCCACGCAUCAUCCUUGUAGAGCAUCAUGGAAGACUGGAAGGGCUAAUUACUGUGAAAGAUUGUCUUAGAUAUCAAGUCCGAGUCGAGGCUCUCGAACAUGGUGGCCACAAUGCUACUUCUCCUUCAGUGGCUUCAACAGAGCAAAGGCAAGAAGUCAUCUGGAAUACUCUGCGAGGUAUCGGGCAGUGGUUUGCUGAUGGACUGAACAACCUGUCGCGAGGACGGCUCAAGUUAUCACCUCAAAGCACGAGCGCCACGAACAGUGUAUGGUCCAGGUUACCCAAUAGUGAACCUGAUCCUGUACACGAUUACGAAUACGAGAACGAGAUACUUGGUGGCACUGAAGAGCUCGUACCCCACGAAAACAGAGAUGGUGUUGAGAUGGAUGUUAGAUAG